Molecule: messenger RNA, 697 nt
Organism: Culex quinquefasciatus (southern house mosquito)
Lineage: Eukaryota; Metazoa; Arthropoda; Insecta; Diptera; Culicidae
Gene: Rpp21
Product: ribonuclease P protein subunit rpr2
Exons: 2
Coding region: 156-665 (169 amino acids)
Biological process (GO): tRNA processing; double-strand break repair via homologous recombination
Cellular component (GO): Shu complex; nucleolar ribonuclease P complex
Molecular function (GO): zinc ion binding
Source: RefSeq, a predicted model, not a curated record
GUUUACAUAUUUCAAAAAGCGCCCAUCAGUCACAUUCUGCGGUUCGGAAUUUCGUUACAACCGGUGUAAAUUGCAAAAUAAAAUUCAAACUACAGAAAAAUUGUGUUCAAAAGUGCUGAUUUGUGCUAUAAAAUUGUGAUCAUUGCAGUGUGUAAAUGUCUUCCGACUUUUUCGUCUUUUACGACGCCAUCGAUUCAUUGCUCGAGCGCAUUCAACAUUCGGCGGGAAGUUCAAACUCCGGGACCAGAGAACUCCCCAAAGAGCACCUCCUCGAGCUAGAAUCUCUCUUUGGCCGCGCCCUGCUCAACCGCACCCUCGAGCUGGUCUACGGAAAGCGGCCCAUCAAGCUAUACCGCACACCGGACGGCGUCGGCCAGCUGUACGAAGUGCCGAGCUCCGAAUUUGCCGUCGUGUACAAGAUCUUCCCCGGUAUCAACUACUGCACCUGUAAGUCGUACCGCUUCUGGGUGCUUCAGCAACGUCACCAAGCACUGUGCAAGCACCUUUUGGCGACCCGGCUGGCCCCACUCGUGGACCGCGUCAGCACGGAGGGCAUCACCCUGCAGGCGUACCUGGAGGUGAAGGCUGCGCUCAUCAGGGAACGAUUAAAGCCUAGUGAGAGUCGGGUGGACGCUGGGGAGGGAACUUCGCGCCAGAAGUCGUAAAUGCUCAACACGAAGCUGCUGUUUGAAAAGGG